Molecule: messenger RNA, 12526 nt
Organism: Cebus imitator (Panamanian white-faced capuchin)
Lineage: Eukaryota; Metazoa; Chordata; Mammalia; Primates; Cebidae
Gene: ADCY1
Product: adenylate cyclase 1
Exons: 20
Coding region: 654-3338 (894 amino acids)
Biological process (GO): adenylate cyclase-activating G protein-coupled receptor signaling pathway; intracellular signal transduction; cAMP biosynthetic process
Molecular function (GO): adenylate cyclase activity
Source: RefSeq, a predicted model, not a curated record
GAGGCGGCGGCGGAGGCGGUGCGGGCGAGCCCGGGGGCGCCGAGCGGGCGGCCGGGCCAAGCCGCCGGCGCGGGCUCCGGGCGUGCGACGAGGAGUUCGCUUGCCCAGAGCUGGAGGCGCUGUUCCGCGGCUACACGCUGCGGCUGGAGCAGGCGGCCACGCUGAAGGCGCUGGCCGUUCUCAGCCUGCUGGCGGGCGCGCUGGCGCUGGCGGAGCUGCUGGGCGCGCCGGGGCCCGCGCCUGGCCUGGCCAAGGGCUCGCACCCGGUGCACUGCGUCCUCUUCCUGGCGCUGCUCGUGGUCACCAACGUCCGGUCCCUGCAGGUGCCCCAGCUGCAGCAGGUCGGCCAGCUGGCGCUGCUCUUCAGCCUCACCUUCGCGCUGCUCUGCUGUCCUUUCGCGCUGGGCGGCCCCGCCCGGGGUUCCGCCGGGGCGGCCGGGGGACCAGCGGCCGCCGAACAAGGGAUUUGGCAGCUCCUUUUGGUCACCUUCGUGUCCUAUGCCUUGCUGCCCGUGCGCAGCCUGCUGGCCAUCGGCUUUGGGCUCGUGGUGGCUGCGUCGCACUUGCUGGUCACAGCCACCUUGGUCCCCGCCAAGCGCCCACGUCUCUGGAGGACGCUCGGCGCCAAUGCCUUGCUCUUUGUCGGCGUGAACAUGUAUGGGGUGUUCGUGCGGAUUCUGACUGAGCGUUCGCAGAGGAAGGCGUUCCUCCAGGCCCGGAGCUGCAUCGAGGACCGGCUGAGGCUGGAGGAUGAGAACGAGAAGCAGGAGCGGCUCCUCAUGAGCCUUCUGCCCCGGAACGUUGCCAUGGAGAUGAAGGAGGACUUCCUGAAGCCCCCUGAGAGGAUUUUCCACAAGAUUUACAUCCAGAGGCAUGACAAUGUGAGCAUCCUGUUUGCUGACAUCGUGGGUUUCACGGGCUUGGCAUCCCAGUGCACGGCUCAGGAGCUGGUGAAACUCCUCAAUGAGCUCUUCGGCAAGUUCGAUGAAUUAGCCACGGAGAACCACUGUCGCCGCAUCAAGAUUCUGGGGGACUGCUACUACUGCGUGUCAGGCCUCACCCAGCCCAAGACUGACCAUGCCCACUGCUGUGUGGAGAUGGGGCUCGACAUGAUUGACACCAUCACGUCCGUGGCUGAAGCCACCGAGGUGGACCUGAACAUGCGCGUGGGUCUGCACACGGGCAGGGUCCUCUGUGGUGUCCUGGGCUUGCGCAAGUGGCAGUACGAUGUGUGGUCCAAUGAUGUGACCCUGGCCAAUGUCAUGGAAGCUGCUGGCCUGCCAGGGAAGGUUCAUAUAACAAAGACGACCCUAGCGUGCUUGAAUGGGGACUACGAGGUAGAACCAGGUUACGGACAUGAGAGGAACAGUUUCUUGAAAACUCAUAACAUCGAAACCUUUUUUAUUGUGCCAUCCCAUCGCCGAAAGAUAUUUCCAGGCCUGAUUCUCUCAGAUAUAAAACCGGCCAAGAGGAUGAAGUUCAAGACCGUCUGCUACCUGCUGGUGCAGCUCAUGCACUGCCGGAAGAUGUUCAAGGCCGAGAUCCCCUUCUCCAACGUCAUGACCUGUGAGGACGAUGACAAGCGGAGGGCAUUAAGAACAGCCUCGGAAAAACUCAGAAACCGCUCAUCUUUUUCCACCAACGUUGUCUACACCACCCCGGGCACUCGUGUCAACAGGUACAUCAGCCGCCUCUUAGAAGCCCGCCAGACAGAGCUGGAGAUGGCAGACCUGAACUUCUUCACCCUGAAGUACAAACAUGUUGAACGGGAGCAAAAGUACCACCAGCUUCAGGACGAGUAUUUCACCAGCGCUGUUGUCCUCACCCUCAUCCUGGCUGCCUUAUUUGGCCUUGUCUACCUUCUAAUAAUCCCGCAGAGUGUGGCCGUCUUGCUCCUGCUAGUAUUCUGCAUCUGCUUCCUGGUGGCCUGCAUCCUGUACCUGCACGUCACCCGGGUCCAGUGUUUUCCAGGGUGCCUGACUAUUCAGAUUCGCACUGUCCUGUGUAUUUUCAUAGUGGUCUUAAUCUACUCAGUAGCCCAAGGAUGUGUGGUGGGCUGCCUGCCCUGGGCCUGGAGCUCCAAGUCCAACAGUUCCCUGGUGGUCCUUUCAUCCGGGGGCCAGCGCACAGCCCUGCCCACGCUGCCCUGCGAGUCUACGCACCAUGCCCUGCUCUGCUGCCUGGUGGGCACCCUCCCACUAGCCAUAUUUUUUCGGGUGUCCUCCUUGCCAAAAAUGAUCCUACUGUCCGGGCUUACCACUUCCUACAUCCUCGUUCUGGAGCUCAGCGGAUACACCAGGACUGGAGGUGGUGCCAUCUCCGGGCGCAGCUACGAGCCGAUUGUGGCCAUCCUGCUCUUCUCCUGUGCGCUGGCCCUGCAUGCCAGGCAGGUGGACAUCAGGCUGAGGCUGGACUACCUCUGGGCCGCACAGGCAGAGGAGGAGCGAGAGGACAUGGAGAAGGUGAAGCUGGACAACAGGCGCAUCCUGUUCAACCUCCUGCCUGCCCACGUCGCCCAGCACUUCCUCAUGUCCAACCCUCGGAACAUGGACCUCUACUACCAGUCCUACUCCCAGGUGGGUGUCAUGUUCGCCUCCAUUCCCAACUUCAACGACUUCUACAUCGAGCUGGAUGGCAACAACAUGGGGGUGGAGUGUCUGCGGCUUCUCAACGAGAUCAUCGCCGACUUUGAUGAGCUCAUGGAAAAAGACUUUUACAAAGACAUAGAGAAGAUCAAGACCAUCGGGAGCACCUACAUGGCUGCUGUGGGGCUAGCGCCCACCUCAGGGGCCAAGGCUAAGAAGUCCAUCUCCUCCCACCUGAGCACACUGGCGGACUUUGCCAUUGAGAUGUUUGACGUUCUGGAUGAAAUCAACUACCAGUCUUACAACGACUUUGUCCUCCGAGUUGGCAUCAACGUUGGGCCGGUGGUGGCUGGAGUGAUUGGCGCUCGAAGGCCCCAGUACGACAUCUGGGGAAACACAGUCAACGUGGCCAGUCGGAUGGACAGCACAGGGGUCCAGGGCAGAAUCCAGGUGACUGAGGAAGUCCACCGGCUGCUGAGAAGGUGCCCCUACCACUUUGUGUGCCGAGGCAAAGUCAGUGUCAAGGGCAAAGGCGAGAUGCUGACAUACUUUCUAGAAGGCAGGACUGAUGGAAACGGCUCCCAAAUCAGGUCCCUGGGCUUGGAGCGGAAAAUAUAUCCAUAUGGUAGAGCUGGCCUUCAGGGCAGACGACCUCCAGUGUGCCCCAUGCCUGGAGUUUCACUCAGGGCUGGGCUCCCUCCACACCCCCAGGGCCAGUACCUGCCUUCUGCAGCAGCUGGGAAGGAGGCUUAGUGGAGCCCACGUGGGCCUCUGGGGUGCACACAGGGUGAGAAUGCUCCGGGGGUGACACUGGCCACGGUGGCUCCAGCCAGGACCAGCAAGACCAGCAGAGCAGGGAGCCAGUGGCCAGGGUGGAGGCGGAGCAUUGUCCAGGCGUGGCCUGUGGCCCGAGGGCCAACCACCCAGCAGACGCAGCACAGCAGUGACUCGGGGAGGGGAGGACACCCAACCGCGCACACUUUUAGGCCUCACUGGAGAGGUGCCCACUCCAUCCUCCCCUCCGUGGCAUAGGGAGCACUGUUACUUUCCAGCAGGCCUGUUCAGGUUUGGCCAGGUUAGCAUCAACAUCAAGACCUUCAGAGCAUCCACCAGGGUUACAGCAAGAGCCACUGAAGUGUGGCUGGCAGAGCAACUGAGGAGCUCCCUGAGAGUGUGGCCUGAGGCAGCCCUGUCCACCCAGCCGUGGUGGGACCUGACAUACAGGCAGCUCCAGGCCUGGGCAGCAGCUUCAAGAGCCAGAGUGGGAAGUCAGGCCUCUCUGGGAAGGUCACAAGUGCUGGCACAGCACAGAGCUGUCCACUCUUGGACUGGACAGUUUGGGAAGAAUUGGGAAGCUGCCUCUCACUGCAUGGAUAGUGGUGGCUGCUGGCUUUCAACUGUGGUUUUUUGCUAAGAGCCAGAGGCAGGUCUUCUGGAGUUCUCAGGGGGCCCUGCGACCCCCUCUCCACAACCAAGGCCAGCAUCGGCUUGCUGCACCUGUGCAUUCUCCACCCCUCCGCCGAUGGCUUCCAGCUCCUAAAACACCUGGACAUUCCCCAUCCUGCGUCGGCACUGUGCUUGUUCAGAGAAGACGAAAUGUGUCAUUCCUUCCUUUCCUUGUGGCGCCUUGGAUCCUUUACAUUUAUCCGCAGUGUGAGGCUCCACUUAUUUUGAAUAUGAGCGGCCCUCACACCCAUCAGCAAGUUUCCUUGAUGGAAGAUGCUGUGUCUCCGGCAGAAUCAACCCUCCAGGACGAAGUUUCAGAAUUGGCCGACGGUCGUGAGUGCAGGUGUCUCUGUUGUAAUUUGCAGGGAAAUUGACUGCAGGUGAUAGUGUUGACGUCUGACAACCUCCCACGUGCAUGUCUAAAUAGUCACAAUGAAGAUGAAGUUGAGAAUGAGGGGACAGGGGUCCAGUAGGGCCAAUGGCGAGGGACUACAGAAAUAGCGAGGAGAGGUCUGGCGUGUGGAGACCUUGGAUCUCGGUCACAGGGAGGAAGGUGACUAGAGACAGGAGGGAAGCUUCUGGAUAGGCACUGUAGUGGGGAACGUCCAAAGACCCACCACUCUGAGAUGUGGUCAGAGAGGUUUCUUUGGACUGCACGUGAGGCCUGAGCCCUGCCUCUGCUCAAAGCCAGCAGGCUUGGGGGUCUCCCUCCUCACUGCUCCUCAACAGCUGUAACCCCUUCCUGAGGGCCACAACUUUUCAGAAAAGGAGCAGAGAGAAGCCCAGACUUCUUUCCCUGGAGUGUAGACCUGUGUGUGGGACCUGUUCCAGGCUGAUCCCUGUCUGCGCAGGUGGGUGAUGUCCUUGGGUGCUGCCAUUAUUGUGUGUCAGAGGCGGCCUCCUGCACAGGAAGAGCCUGACCCUGUCUCAGCUGUGUGGCCAUGCGGGGGCACUGGGGCCUGGGCCAUAGCUGGGGGAAGCCAGGCCCUGGGGCUUUGCAGGGCAGCCAGUGCAGUGAUGCCUGGUGGCCCCAGCUGAGACACGAGUCUGGACAGAGGUGAGCAGGGUGGUUUGCUUUGGGCAGGGGAGGUGGUUAGAGACUGUGUGCAGGGUCCCGUCUGCCUGUCCUGAGGGUGUGGACUAGGUGUCUAGACGGGGUUGUAGGGAGCACUGUCCGCCCUCCUUUCUCUCUGGUCAGGGCUGUGGCCUCUGUGAUGGUGCAAGAGAAGGGAUGGUCUUCAGGCACCUUCCUGCAGAGUGAUUUUGACCAAUGCCUUUCUAGCACCUUCCCCUGGCUAUGACUGGGAGCUCCCGGGCCACGCCAGAUGACCCCACAGGCUGGCUGACCCCGUGGCCCCACUGGAGACUUUGAGGGCGAAGGCCGGGCAGCUUUCACCUUCCUUGGGUGGUCCUCAUGCCGCCUCCACUCACGCCCCUGGUGUUCUGGCAUCACCUUGUGCCAGUGGGGGCUGGGCUCCCAUGAGCUCCUAGGGCAGAAGGAGAGGGUUGCAGGACCUCUUGCUGUUGUUGGGGCAUCCCCAGGAGCUUAUGUUCAUGUGGAACCUCCAGGCUGCCACCGAGGGCUUCUGAGGGCUCGUGGGCUCACCCUGAGGAUUCAGGGUUGGUCUGAGCCGGCUGUGGGCUGAGAACCUGGCUGGGGCCCUGCUGUGAACCCCUCCUCCAGGCCCUGCCUUGUCCCUGCUCCUGUGCUUUCCUUUCUUCUGGACAAAUGAUUUGUCCUUAUGGUCCCCUUUCCACUAGGAUUUUCUCAUCCAUCCACCUGUCUAUCCCAGCCGGAUUUGAAGCAGUCAGUUCAGACAGGAGCCACAGGGAGCCCGUAAGGGCAUAGUGUGGUGGCAGAGAGUGUGGCUGCCCUGGAUCCCCCAGCUCGUCGCGGUGCUGUCCUUGACCCAUGAGCUGUUGAGAAAGGUGCAGAGCCCCUGACACAGCCUGGCUUUCCUCAAUCCUGUUGCCCCCACUGCUGCUGCCUACCUUGGGCCAUCCAGGUGGUGGGCAGACAGAGGAGUGGUCCCCAAAGCUGCCCAUGCCCCAGUUCUAAGCCCUGUGGCCAGGGCUCAGUCACACAACAAAGGUGACUUUGCAAGUGGAAUUACUGUUAGGGAUCUAAGGAUGGGAGGAGAACUUGGAUUAUCUAGGUAGGCUCAGUGCAGUCACAUGGCCCCUUGAAAUGGCCAAGGGAGGCAGGAGAGCCAGGAAAGAUUUGAAGUGUGACAGAGACAGUUCCAUCACUGCUGGCUUAAAGACAAGGGCCCGGGAGCCAACACCAGAGGCCACUUGGCAACCCCGGCCCCAGUCAGCAAGGAAGCCGGGUGUCGCUCACACAACCAGAUGGGACUGAGUUUGGCAACAACCCAAGUGAGCCCGAAGCAGAUUUGCCCCAGAGCCUCCAGGCCUGAGCAGAGCCCACCCGGUGACACCUUGGUUUGGCCUAUGAGACUGAGCAGAGAGCCAGCCACGCUGUGCUGUGCUGGGAUCCACAGAGUGGGGAGGUCACACAUGUGCAUCCUGGAAGCUGCCCAAGGUGUGGCCACGUGUAGGGCAGCAGGAGGAAGCCGUCGCAGGACCAUGCUGCCUUCUUUGGGCUCACGACUGUUCUGGAAAGGACCCCAUGGCAGGCUUGGCAAGGUCUCCACUUCAGGGGCAAACAUCUCCAUCAUCAGCAACUCCAAAUCCCAGCCACUUCCUGGGAGUUCAGGAACUGUGUUUAGCCAUAAUGUUCCUUGGGGUUUGGUAAAAAACAACUUCCUUUUUAUUUGUGAGAAAACUGUAUUAUAUUGCCUUAUUUAUUUUUAAUUGUGUACAAUAUUCAUGUACAAACGUUAGAGCCAUUCGGGUAGAAUUCUCUAAAUUAUUUAUUGAAGAGGCUUUGUAAAUAGUGCACCAGUUCCAGGUGCUGCCUGUUUACUCGUACCAAAAAUGAAGACAAGCCCCACACCCACCUCAGCCCCCGCUUGGCCAUGCUGUGGCCCUUUGGAAAUGACCCUGUGUGCUCCCCUUGCAACCCUUGCAUGCCUUUCAUGCCUGAUGCCGUAGAGUAGAACACAGCCCCGGAAUGCUUCCAGUCGCUUGCAGGGACCAUGCCGGCCCAGAUGGUCCACACCUGCGGGGUGUCUAUCCUGCAGGUGGGCGCCCCCACAGACCCAGCAACCCAAGUUGCCAGUCCGUGUUUCUCAGACUUUGAAGCCACCAAGGCUUCUAGAACACCUGUCAUAGAAGCAAUAACUCUGUACUGUACAGACGAGUCUGGUCUGAAGCAGAUUGGUAGUUUAGAGAUAAACCAUGCAUACAAGUUUGCCCCAUUCUCUGGCUUGGGGUGGUGAGGGGCGGGGAGCUGCCACUCCCAAAGCCCCCACCCCUUCCCAAAGCCCAGUUCUGACACCGCAGUUCCUGUGGGUUGGGCUGCCCUGGCUGGUCAGAGCUCAGCACCCAGGUCUGGUGGGCAGACAGAGCCGGCAUUAAACCCCGGCAGGUCAUUGUCACUACACCCUUGCUUGGAUGAGGAAGAAAGGAAGCAAAGGCACUCACCCCAUCCAAGAUCUGUUCGAUUGAUGGCCUCAGUACUCACACUGACAAAUGGUGGUAUGCUGCACGGUUUGUUGGUGCACAGCCUAAAGGAUAACAUAUCAAGGCUUACCUGUGGAACGCCAUUUUAAGGAAAAGGUGGCACUCUGAAGCCUGUCCCCAUUCACCUUCCACAACGCUGGUACCAUUCUGGCAGAAGAGCCCUCUGGACAGGACACCUGUUCAGACCCAAGGGCCCCAUGCUGGGCUUGCCUGGGUGUGAGAAGGUCAAACUGGGUGGCUUAGGCCUUCAGAUUGAGCUUGGCGGUGACCAAGAGAAGGUUCUUAUUCAAAGAGCUCACCUACCCCAAAUAACCAUCGGUACACAAAUCAUUCCAUGGUCUUUGGCCCCAGGCAGGAGAUGCUGCAGGCAGGUGUCCAUACUUGGCAAAAUGGGCAUUAAGGGGAAUGGAGUUGCUUCAACUUUUCUCGGUCCCGGCCCUCACUCCACCCACCAAGUCCAGCAGAGCCAGGUGGGCUGAGACAAGUGACCAAGCUGGACUGAGCCUUGGGGGAGGGCCUGGAGCCAAGGAGCCUCCCUGGGUAGGGGCAUCAGGAGCAAGGGCAGGGCCUGAGGACUGCUCCCCCUGCAUAGUGGGCAGGUGGGGAUGGAGCCCAGGGUAGACCUUGAGGAAGGCUGAGUAGGCUCAGCAGAAGUAAUUCUCUUCCCAGAGUUGUAGUUUUUCCACAGAUGGAUUUGGGUGAUUUGAGGGUGGUCAGGCUCUGCUGUUGGGGGGAUGAAUGCCAACAGGGCAUUUGGAAGCUGUAGUGUCUGUGAUUCUGUGUGAACUGACAGCAAGGAGCUGAAGGGCAGGCCCAGCACUUGGGAGAGAGCACGGGCAUGGUCUGCUAGAUGCAGGGCUUCCAGGGCUGUGAAGGCAGAGGGGUCCCUGGAGGCGGACGGGGCAGGCUGGGGGCCAGCAGCAGGUGGCAGGGCCCCAGGCAGGGUGGCUGCUUCCUGCACAUAGACAUUCCUCUGGCACAGGGCCAAGUGCCCAUGAGCACAGCCCCAGACAGACACACGGUGGGGAGCCAGGAACUCUCCACUCACCUAGGGGAGCCCUGGGGCACACACUGGAAAGUAUUCGAGGGGCUUCCUACCUUAUUCUUCUGUUUGUUCACACACUUAGCGAAAGCAGAUUCUGUGCUAGAAUGUGAGGAAAUCCGUCACCUCCUUGGUCCAUUCCAUAAAAUGAAAUUCACUUUCAGGUGCCACACAUUUUGGGGCUAGACCUCCCUAAACAACAUGCCAUUGUGACAUGAUGCAUAUAUUUGUAUCUUUAAAUUUCUCUGAAAAUUUAAUCUCUUCUGUUCCAUAAGCAGUCUGUUCACUACCUUAAAAAACAGAUACUCCACUAGAGGCUGUGCUUAAUUCAAAUCCAUGUGUAUGCCUGUUAACAUGUGUGAACACGUGUUCCUGUCAUGUGUGUCAUGCACAUCUGUGUGUUGCUCAGCAUAAGCCAAAUGAAAAUUAAUCAUUUGUUCAUGGGAUUCAUAUGGGGAACAAAAUUAAAUUUGAAUACAGCCAGAUAGCCACCACACAGGGCAUUUAGGGAAACAGUCCCCGAGUGCCCUGACUUGAUUUCCCUUAGAAAAUCCUUGUUAUCAGAGGAGAAGGUGUGGGCAGGGGCAGCAGCACCUCAGACAUUGAGUCAACUUUAUCAUCUACGACAUCAGCACUGAAGUCCAGGGACACUGAGGCACUAACUAGGUUCCAUUUUCUUUGGUUUGGUUGGUUAUUUUGUGUGUCGGAGGCCGGAGGGUCUUGGUUUGCACAGAAGCCUGUAGAGAGAGCCUCAGGGCAGUGCCAGCUAUAGGAAUUUGGUCCUCCAGCUCCCCUCUAGUUCCUGGGAGCCAAUUUGGAGUGUGCAUCAGUGUCAGUCUCUCAGAUGUGCAGUGGAGGAGCAACAAUAGACAGGUGGCCUUCUUGGGUUGUGCUUCACAAUGGACUUUCUGUUUGAAAUGAGAAAAUCAGGCUGGGUGUAGGGGCUCAAGCCUGUAAUCCCAGCACUUUGGGAGGCCAAGGCAGGUGAAUCAUUGAGGUCAGGAGUUCAAGACCAGCCUAGUCACCAUGGAGAGACUCUGUCUCUACUAAAAAUAAAAGAAAAAAGUUAGCCAGGCCUGGUGGUCGGAGCCUGUAGUCCCACCUAAACAGGAGGUUAAGGUGGAAGAAUUUCUUGAACCUGGGAGGCAGAGGUUGCAAGUGAGCUGACAUCACGCCAUUGCACUCCAGCCUGGGUGACAGAGCAAAAAAAAAAAAAGAAAUUAGAAAAUUGACCAUAGUGGCAGCCACCUGGCCUAAUGCUGUGUCUUUUGUACCUCACAGGGGUCACUUAUUUUAGGUACAACUCCUUUGUUCUUUGUGAAAUCAGUGAGUUUCCUUCUGCACGUCACUAGAUUCAAUAUGUUCUAUUGCUACACCGGUAACCACAGGGGAAAGGCACUUGUUGCCCACCUGCCUGGCUACAACCAUCUCCAUGGGCCUUUUGCUGUGACCACAAAUAAAGGAAACACUCCUCACUAGUAUCCAAGUCCAGCUUUACAGUAACUGGGCACCUUACGUGUGCUUCACAUCAGUCUCCUUCGAACAGCCCGUGGUGGGAGGUGGUAUUAUACUCCUCAUGUUGACAGUGAAGAAUCUGAGCCCCAGAGAGGUUAGGGACUUGAGUAAAGUCACACAGCCCUGAGAGGCAGGACCAAGCUUCCACUCCUGCUCUGUCCAGUUCCAAGCCCUUGUUUUCCAUUACGUUGAGUGCCUCUUUGCCAGCAGCAACAUCUGCAACAUUUAUGUUGGUUUUGAUGGAUAACUAGUUCAUCCACAUGCAAGUGCCCAAGUGGUGGAGCGGCCACCUCAGCAUGUGGGUUCUGAAUGCAGCCAAGGCUGGCCCCCAGUGGACAGGACUCACUCUGACUGCCCGCCCUCAGAGCAGGUGCCUCAGUCCUCACUGGCACUGACACGCCUCAUCUCACGUUGCUAAAUUAAAGCAAUGCAAUGCCUCUUGGGUAAGAGGAAUUCCUUCUCGUUUAACAACUGAUCCUCAGCAAGGAAAUAAAAUAUUAGGCUUAAAAAAAUCCCUAUUUUGUUAUGUCAGGCUAUAUUCUAAAACUCUGUUGGAGCCAAACUGUCAUUGUGUGUAAUUUCAAAUAUGCAGAACCUCCUUAAACAAGGAGAGCCGUUACUGUCUUUUUCUGUUAUGCCCCUCUGACAUCAAAUGGGGAGAAACGGUGGCACCCCCAGACACUCCCAAACUACACACCAUUUCUUCCCUUAGACUGAGUCAACCCAGCUCCCAGUUUCUGGUCAGGAGUUCUGCGAGCUAUGGGAAGGCCAUUGGUUGAAUUCACCACUUUUACUCUGUCUUCCUCUGCUGUAGAGCCAUUUAAUGUUAUUGUCAUAUGCUACUGGUGAGGUAUAGGUGGGUCCAGGUGCCUUCCCAGGGGUUAGAGGAUAUUCAAAGGGCCGAUUUCAGCAGAAGUGUUCAGAAGGCAAGAGAGGGCUUUAUGAUGGAUGGUGAGAGAUUUGACAACCACCAGAGCACGUGUGCCCCUGACACUCUCCUGGGCAUUGGUUCCUCUCUCUCCUGCUGGUACCAGGCAGUUCAGACUUUCAGAUAGGUUGCUUUCAAAAGAGCUUUCAGGCCCUUAUUGAGAAUUAAUGUUUAAACAGAGAUAAUAGCCUAGACGAAGUCCCAAGACAUCUAUCAAAUCUCGUGGGCUGAAUAAGUACCUCGUGUGGGACUGUGCAACAGUUUCUCAGACUGUCCCGCCUAUGGGCAUCCACCUCCUGGGCGAGCACAGUGGGAAGCUGGCCUGAUGGCAGCCAGAACUUAUUUCUCACCUCCCACCAGCAACCCCCCCCACCCAACUCUGGGCCCCAGGCACAUGAAGCACAAGUCUCAGGGGACAAUUCCCACAUUAGGGGAUCCCGAGGGAGCCCAUCGCCACCUCUUGCAUACAACUGUCCACUAGGAGGCACACGCCCAGUGUGGGAGAGAUGAGUGGUCUUGCCUUCAUCCCUGUGAAAACUGCACCUAUGCAAGCCAUUUGCACUCUGGAACUGCAUGCCGUGAAAACUCCUAAUGGUAUGGAACUUAGUUUGAGUUUGAAAUCACGUUGCAUGCACAAAGGGACAGACCCGGGCCCGCCCUCAGGUCAUCCACCUGCUGGCUGCAGAGCAUCCCCGGGAGCCAUGGCGAGGCCCGUGGAGCCUGAGCUUGUGUAGCUUGUGCACUUAUUAUUCAUCACCUCCCUUUAGUCACCACUCCUCUUCCUCCGCCAUCCUCGUUUAUGCCGAUUGCACACCCCCCGAGCAAACAACAAUAUCCUUAUGACCAUCUCGUAGUGGUGGAUUCCAUUCCUGUUUAAGGUAAGCCCAAAGCCCACUUUGGGAUUUUCUCUGCUGUCUGAGAAAAGUGUAAGCACCUAUGUCUUUCUGGGUUAAGCUGGAUAGGGUUGUGUCCCUCUAUGGAACGGAGAGUGAUGUGGGCAAGGGUGUCAUUUUCUCACACAAUACAACUCACCGAGGAUGCUUCUGUAGAAGUGAGAAACACGAUGACUACAUUCAGAAUUACAAUAACUCACUCUCACUGGGUAACUUCUCAUGAUAGAUUUGUAUGAUCAAUACGGGUCUAUUUUUAUGUCAACUGAACACUGUAGAGUACCUUCCAGUCUUUUUCAAGAUUGUUAAAUUGAGACAAGUAAUUGAAUAAUUUGUCCUAUUUUUAUUUUAAAAAAAGUGAAUGGACUGAGAUGUUAAAUGUGAAUGUACAUUUCUUAAUUGCAACUUUUCUACUGAGUGUUUGCACUAUACUUUCUGGAAUCUUAUUUAACAAAAAUAAAGGGAAAAAAUUGCUUGACUAAACUCUGUGGCCAUUUCAGUGGAAAAAUAAAUGGUUAUAUGGAUGUUUUAAAGA